Messenger RNA from Kazachstania africana CBS 2517, 1038 nucleotides. RefSeq lists its product as uncharacterized. Lineage: Eukaryota; Fungi; Ascomycota; Saccharomycetes; Saccharomycetales; Saccharomycetaceae. The record is from RefSeq and is a predicted model, not a curated record. Bases 1 to 1038 code for a protein of 345 amino acids. The transcript has a single exon.
AUGCAGGGGGACGAGCAGCUAGCUAAUAAAAAUAUAGCAGAUGUCUCAGGAAUGGCUACUUGUAUUUAUUGCGUCGAUUUGAAACCUCUGCCUCAAUAUGUGGCUCGAACAAAAACCACUACCAUUAUUAUAUCUGUGCAUCCCCAACCCUUUACAAGAAAGGCCGCUACUUCAGAUAAUAAGACUGAGGGAGUGAGAAGGCAUUUCCACAAAAGUUUUAAGGAAUUAUUUGAAUAUUCCAUAGCAUUGGAAGUAAUCGAAUUGGUCCGAACUACCAAGUUCACAUCACUGGCACUUUUUUCUUCAAAAGCAAGACUACUUCUACCAUCUCAACCACCAUUGCAAAAUAUCAUAUAUCCACUCAUUGAUAGGCUUGACGAUCUCCUCUCGAUUAUCAUUAGGAUACCCUCUAAGUUAAGCCCCGCAACAAAAUUGGUUACUCUCGAUGAUCUCAAGCCACAUGCUAUCCAAAAAAUGAAUGAUGUCCUACUGAAGGUUUUAUUCUCGUUUUUGGUACCUCUGGACCUUUUAUUCUUCAAAAUUUCAACUAUUUUUGGAGUCGUCAUACAAGCCUCACUAUCGAAUUAUUCAAUCGAUCUUUGCAAGUCUGGAGGAGUUUUCCACAUUUUUAAAUACCUUCUUAGUGCUGCUAUAAUCCCAACAAAUAUUCUGCUUUCUAAUUUAAUAUUAUUCUUUUUUCACCGCAAUUUAACAGAAUAUGUUCCCUCUGAUCAAUGUGAGCUAAAAAAGUGUGUUUUGUUAUGUUCGAUCCUUUUCUCUAGCCUUAUUAAUUUAUGUUAUGAUGGUUUUAAAAGGGCUUUAGCGCAUACGUCUUUCAGAGAAACCAGUCAAGGAGCCUUCAAAAUACAUCACAAAUCAGAGUUUUAUCUGGUCGCAUUGAUAUACGUAUUGUUGUGUCAAAACUAUGCACUUUUAAACGAAACAUUAGCAAUCUUUCAAGAUGAAGCUUAUUUAUCGAAGUUAUUUCUUUACUCUAAGUUAUCCAGGGUGCAAGCUAAAGCGUUCAUUCCUGUUUAA